Messenger RNA from Linum trigynum, 2960 nucleotides. The record is from the annotation of a GenBank genome assembly. NCBI's taxonomy places the organism in Eukaryota, Viridiplantae, Streptophyta, Magnoliopsida, Malpighiales, Linaceae.
CAGGAUGCAAACACAAACCAGUCCCCUCCAUUUUGAGAUCCUUAAAACACAAAAGAAAAAGAAAAAUCACAAUAAUUCAAAGAAUUAAAUUCCCCUUUACAAAAAAAAAAAAUCCCAGUGUGAAUAAUCGAUUGCUUUCCCAGAUCAAUUUGCAUCCAGUAGCUUGUAAGGACCACCGGCGGUUCCCGUUUCGAUUUAUCGCGAUUGUAAUAACAACAAUAAUAGAGUAACCCAUAUCGUAGCGAGUAUAUUUUUUUUUUGUCAAGAUUCAAAAGAUGAUGAUGUCGAGUACGUAGGUACGUACGUAGAGGAUCGCUUCUGCAUGCAUGCAGGUUUUCUUUUUCUUUUUCGUUCUGAAAUCUCGUCUUCGACUGAUGUUCUCACGUACUUAAUCAAUCAAACGCCUACAAGCAAUGAUCAAUGGAUCUCCCAAUUCGGUGACCGCCAUCACGUCGUCAUCAUCAUGAGUAGCGGGAAGGCGUCGGCGCCGGCGGCGAAGCUGGAGGAGGAGCAGGUGGAGGAGCUGCGGGAGAUAUUCCGGUCGUUCGACCGGAACAAGGACGGGAGCCUGACGCAGCUGGAGCUGGGCUCCCUGCUGCGGUCGCUGGGGCUGAAGCCGAGCGAGGAGCAGGUGGAGGCGGUGAUCCACCGGGCGGCGGACGCCAACGGCAACGGGCUGAUCGAGUUCUCGGAGUUCGUGUCCCUGGUGGAGGCGGACCUCCUCCUCCUGCACUCCGCCAACUCCAAGUGUCCGUACACGGAGGAGCAGCUCCGGCAGAUGUUCACCAUGUUCGACAGGGACGGCAACGGCUUCAUCACCCCGGCCGAGCUCGCCCACUCCAUGGCCAAGCUCGGCCACGCACUCACACCGGCCGAGCUCACCACCAUGAUCCGGGAGGCCGACGGCGACGGCGACGGAUGCAUCAGCUUUCAGGAGUUCGCCAACGCCAUCACCUCCGCCGCCUUUGACAAUAACUCUUGGUGCUAGCUAGCUAGCUAAUAAUGAAGCUGCCUUUCUUCUUCGUCACCGGUCCACGUAUUUAUUUAUAUAUACACUUUCAAACGUACACACUAUGAGAUAGUAUGUGAUCAUUAUUAUACACGAACGUACGUACGUCUUCUAAGUCCACACACCAAUGUUGUUUGUAAGUUAAAAUUUGAUUCAUGUACGUAAUUUUUGAAAACUUUACCAUAUUUGAUUUAUGCCAGCUAAUUAAAGAUCGAUUUUCUUUCUUUUUCGAUAUGCUGAAACUGAUCUCUUUUGCUGUUCGAUUGUUGUUUAACUAAAAGUCUGAUCUCUAGAUGAUGAUAUAUAUAUAAUUUUCAAUGGGAUGAAUGUGAUUAGCUAUCUAGGAAUUACAUCGUCCAACGAACUUUACGACUUACAACAUAGUGACUUAUAAUCUCAAAGUGUAGCUGCAUGGUGAGAUUGUUAGAUCGGUUAGAAGAGUAAUAGAAGUAGAUCGUAUAUAUGGGAAAUGCUCGAUGGAAUGAGGUCUGUAUAAUAAAGUCUUUCUGUAAGAAGAGCAAGUUAGCUAGUCAAGUUUAUGUAGUAGAUUAGUUGGCCAGGUUUAAAGUAGAAGGAGCAUCCUUGUAUAUACUUCUUAGAAAGAACAUUUUUCACAAUGAAUUAGGUGAAAAACACACUUCGAUAUCAAAUGAGUAAUGAAAUUAUGAAGAAAUUUUAAAUGGAUAUAAUGCGGGUACCGUUUUCACAGUUUGGAUAUAUAAUAAAUACAAUUAAAAUGUUUUAGAAUAUGCACGCAUACAAUGCAAGUUGUAUUAUAGAAAAGUAACAAAAAUUAACAUAUAUCAUUUUUACAUUGGAGCCACCUUAAACAUAAUCCUAACUACGCUACCGGUCAAAACACCCAGGCCACUUUCUUUGUGGUACAAAAGUUUGCAAUUUGAUAUCCGUCAUUACGUUCAUGGAUGGAAAAUGUGAGGGUGCAACCAUGCGAAAGCGGACAUUAAUUAAUUGCAACUAAAAAAGUGUAAGGGAUUAGUAUACAACGAAAACUAUACUCGCGUACUGAUAUCUUAUGCAAUCGAAAAAGGUAUAAUUUUUUGUUGUUAGCCGCAUAUGCUUUCUUGUCUUCUAGUGCAUUUUUUAUUCGAAUUGCAAUGACAAUGUCUAUUUUACUUUGGAUAUGCAGAUGACUGAAUAUUUGGAGUUCGAUUACCAUCAUGAGUCUAUGCGUCUAUAUAGAUCCUGUUCAUGGAUUAACGAAAAAUGUGCCAAAACUCUUUUUGCCUAUGCCAUUGAGGGAGUGGUGGAUUUCUUGGAUGAGGCCCCACAAUAUAUGGGGGUGGGGGGGGGGUUUACAAGAAAGAAAGAAGUUCAGAGUGGAUGUAGAUGAAAUUUCUUACUUUGGAAUUCUGACUUUGGCUAAGGUACACUUGAAGUAUAAAUGCGACUUGACCCUGAGAUCCAAAAUGGAAAAUGACAUACAUGAAAUCAAAUCUGAUAAGGAAGUGAUGGAUGGUUUGCUUUUGGAUGCAUCCUAGACUGACGCGGUUACCUUGUUCACACAAGCUAUUGAGUCUGACAAUGGUGUGAUGGGAGACAAACGAGAGUGAAGAAUUUUUUUGAGGAGUAUUCUCUAAUGAUGCACACAAUAUGGGUGAGAGUUCUGUUGCUAGGGACAUAGUCAAAGUGGCUGACUCUAACAAUGUCGAUACAUAUGAGGAACACAAGAAUGAGAAAAUGGUCAACACUCCGGAUAAUUGUUUCGGAGAAGGGGUUGACCAUGUUAAUGCAUUCACACGUGUACUCGAUGAGGAACCAGAUUAGUUGUUUGCGGAUCUACCCUUUAUGAUCCAAACUGUGAUCACAAGCAAUUAGAGUUUGUGUGAGGAUUAUGUUCCUUAGUAUUCAACAUUUUAGAAGAGCCAUCGCCAAACAUGCAGUUGUUGUUGGGGCGAGUUUGGUGUACACUAAAUAAUUAUGGUAGGAGGGA